This is a messenger RNA of Brassicogethes aeneus, 826 nucleotides long. The record is from the annotation of a GenBank genome assembly. NCBI's taxonomy places the organism in Eukaryota, Metazoa, Arthropoda, Insecta, Coleoptera, Nitidulidae.
CAUCCAUUGAUUCCAUAGAGGCGAUCUUGUCUCACUUGUGUUGAAAGACCCAUUUGGGUCUAUUCGCAUCAAGAUGAAGCUCGCUGUUAUAAUGUGGCUUGUGACAGGGGCAUUCUGUUAUGCCCCUGCUGGAAAGGAGUCCCUGCUAUCAGGGAUUUUCCUGCGUGAUUUAGUGAAUCGUUUGAAUUCCAAUAAAAUGAAUGAUAUGUCCUAUUUGGACCUUACCGAUGGGCUGUCCUUGGACGAAAGGUCCUUGACGGGGGGUUUGGAGGGGGAAAGGAUUUUCCCCCUGGAUUACGAGAGCCUUGGAGACAUCGCAAUGCACCCGAGCAUUAGAGAUCAGGAAAUGCUGCAACAUAGCUCCCUCUGGGGCAACAAAUUUGGUUCCGGAAAUGAUUUCAUCCCGUCAGACGUGGCUAAAAAUCGCCAUGAAGUUAAAACUGACACUCUUCCGGCCUACUGCAAUCCACCAAACCCCUGCCCUGUGGGAUACACAGGAGAAAAUGGUUGCCUCGAGGACUUUGAGAACACCGCUUCUUACAGUCGUCGCUAUCAGUCGUCCCAAGACUGUAUGUGUGAUACAGAGCACAUGUUCGAUUGCCCCAAUAAUACACCUAUUAUGGACGAUUCAUUGGAUCAACUGGACAACAUGGAAUUUAACAGAUUUAUCCAGCACUCCCUCACGGUAAACCCAGCAUUUGAACAUAAAAGUUUGGUAGCCAAAAAGUAUCAUGGAUUUGAAGAGAAUGCAAGGGAAAAUCCCUUUUUGACAGGAGAAAAAUUGCCAGUGGCUGCCAAGAAGGGCAACAAAGUACUAAUCUAUUAA